AAUCACUGGAGCAGCAGUACAGCGGGUCAAAUGGCGAAACCGUACAAGUUCAACUGGCAAAGGUCCGUUCCUCAUUUCAUGCAGGAAGGGGCAUAUUUUGACAGAUUUGAUGAGGAUCCGUUUGUCUUUGAAUCAAACUGUUUUUUCAAAGCGGAUGCUUUCGGAUUCUUCCUGACGUGGAAAAGUGAAGGAAAGGAGGGUCAAGUAUUAGAGUUUUCCCUGAUCAACAGCAUACGUGAUAUCAGUGUACCAAAGGACCCAAAGAUUGUCUCUGCGCUGGAGGCCACGGGGAAGAGCGAACCUAACCUGGAGGGCAGGAUCAUCUGCAUAUGCAGCGGCACAGACCUGGUGAACCUGAGCUUCAUGUACAUGGUCACGCAAAACACCAGCGCUGCCAAGAAAUGGACAGACGGCUUGCGGUCACUGAUUCAGAACUCUCGAGCGAAUAACGUGUGUCCGAUGACCUGCCUGAGAAAGCAUUGGAUGCGGUUGUCAUUUUUGAGCAACGUGAAUGGAAAAAUCCCUGUCAGGAGUAUCACAAGAACCUUUGCCUCGGGCAAAACGGAGAAGGGUAUUUUCCAGGCACUGAAGGAUCUUGGUUUACCCAGUGGAAAGAACGAUGAAAUUGAGCAUGAGAUCUUCACGUUUGACAAGUUCUACAGCCUGACGCAGAAGAUUUGUCCCAGAACUGAUAUUGAAGAACUCUUCAGGAAAUUCAAUGGAGACAAAAGCGAGUAUUUAAGCGUCGACCAGCUAGUCCACUUUUUGAACGAAAAUCAGAGAGAUCCACGUCUGAAUGAAAUCCUCUUCCCGUUCUUUGACUGCAAAUGCGCUUUCCAAAUCAUAGAGCGAUAUGAACCUGAUGAAACACUGAAGAUGAAAGGUCUGAUGUCAUGUGACGGAUUCUGUCGGUAUCUGAUGUCUGAUGAGAACGCUCCUGUGUUUCUGGACCGGUUGGAGGUUUAUCAGGAGAUGGAUCAUCCGCUGUCUCAUUACUUCAUCAACUCGUCUCACAACACUUACCUGAGCGGCAGACAGUUUGGAGGAAGAUCUUCAGUGGAGAUGUACAGACAGGUGCUGCUGACCGGCUGCAGGUGUGUGGAGCUGGACUGCUGGGAUGGAAAAGGUGAAGAUCAGGAACCCAUAAUCACUCACGGCAAGGCCAUGUGCACAGACGUCCUGUUCAAGGACGUCAUUCAGGGAAUUAAAGAGACGGCCUUCAUGACAUCGGAGUAUCCUGUGAUUCUGUCCUUCGAAAACCACUGCACGAAACAUCAGCAGUAUAAACUAGCGCGCUACUGUGAGGACAUCUUUGGAGAUUUUCUCCUUAAACAGCCGUUAGAGGAUUUCCCAAUGGAGACCGGAUGUCCUCUGCCGUCUCCAAACGAGCUCCGAGGAAAAAUCCUCAUCAAGAACAGAAGAUUAAAACCUGACGUUGAAAAAAAACAGCUGGAGCACUUCAGGAAGCACAUGGAGGCCGGAGAGCCCAGCAUCUCCACAAACAUGUCUGAAGAUGAGAACGAGGAGGAGACGUCCACCGCGGAGCUGUUAAACGAAGCUCAUCCCGAGCGGAUUCGCGGAUGUCUGAUCACUGAGGAAGAGAAUCGGGAGGAAGAGGUUCUGCUCAGACCCAGAAAGGCGGACGAGACGAAUGUGGCCGAUGAACUCGCAUUGAUUCAGUCGUACACGUAUGUGGCGGCCACUACUAACAUCCACCCGUAUCUGUCCAGUAUAGUCAACUACGCUCAGGCCGUGAAGUUCAUAGGCUUUGAUGAAGCCGAGGAAAACAAUAUUCAUCACAACAUGUCUUCCUUCAACGAGUCUGUGGGUUUGGGAUAUUUAAGGACAAACGCCAUCGAGUUCGUGAACUACAACAAGCGUCAGAUGAGUCGCAUCUACCCUAAAGGAGGACGAGUGGACUCCAGUAAUUACAUGCCACAGAUCUUCUGGAACGCAGGCUGCCAGAUGGUGUCUCUGAACUUCCAGACCCCAGAUUUGGCGAUGCAGCUGAACCAAGGGAAGUUUGAGUAUAACGGCUCAUGUGGGUUUCUUCUGAAGCCUGAUUUCAUGCGCCGGCCCGAUCGCAUGUUCGACCCGUUCUCAGAGACGCCGGUGGACGGAGUGAUCGCUGCCACAUGCAGUGUCCAGGUGAUCUCUGGACAGUUUUUGUCCGAUAAGAAGAUCGGCACGUACGUGGAGGUGGACAUGUACGGGCUCCCCACGGACACCAUCCGUAAAGAGUUUCGCACCAGGAUGGUGAUGAACAAUGGGCUGAAUCCGGUGUACAGCGGAGAAUCAUUUGUCUUCAGAAAGGUGAUCCUGCCGGAUCUGGCUGUGCUCCGGGUGGCCGUGUACGAUGACAACAGUAAACUGAUCGGACAGCGGAUCCUCCCGCUGGAUGGACUGCAGUCGGGCUAUAGGCACAUCUCCCUGAGAAACGAGUACAACAAACCUCUGUCUCUGGCCACCGUCUUCUGCAACAUCAUCCUCAAAACAUACGUGCCCGACGGCUUCGGAGCUAUUGUAGAUGCCCUGUCUGAUCCCAAAAAGUUCUUAUCCGUCUGUGAGAAAAGAACGGACCAAAUGAGAGCCAUGGGCAUUGAGACGUCAGAUAUUGCUGAUGUGCCAAAUGACCGCUGGAUGGGGAAUAAGAAACGGAGAGUGAAUUCGGCCGCGAUGACACCGCAGAAGGACUCAGGGAAACUGGGACAAAAUAUGGUCACCUGUUCCAAAGAGGAUGCAUCAAUACUCACACCUCAACUGACCAUCGAUGACUUACAGCAAACGAAGACCUACAUGAAACUAGUCAAGAAGCAGCAGAAGGAUGUGGAGGCGUUGAAGAAGAAGCAUGCUAAGGCACACGCUGCACUGCAGAGCUCCCACUGCGCUCAAGUGGACAGGAUUGUUGCUCAACAUGAUAAAGAGAAGCAAGCGCUGGAGAAGCAACUCGAAAAAGGCUGCAAGAAAGCGAGUGACAGUUACAGCCUUGACAUGAGCAGAGACAUCGAAAGGCAAAUUAAGACCGUAACGACCAAUCACAAAUCCAAGGUGAAGGACGUGGUCGCGGCUCACGCGUCUGAAUGGGCGGAGAUGAUCAAAUGUCAUUCGUCUGAAGAACAGGCUGUGAGAGAGCAGCACGUGAUCCAGCAGUGUGAGCAGCUCCGAAAGCUGAUGUUCAUGGAGCAGGACCAGCAAACACACCAGCUCACACUCGUCCAUGAGAGACAGAGUAAAGAGCUGCGAACCAACCAAGCGAAGACCUCAAUGGAGAGCAGCAAAGCCAUCAGUCAAGACAAAAGCAUAAAGAACAAGGCUGAGAGGGAACGGAGAGUUCGAGAGCUCAACAGCACGAACACAAGGAAGUUUCUUACAGAAAGAAAGAGGCUCGCCAUGAAACAGUCCAAAGAGAGCGAGCAACUCCAGGCGGCUCAGCGUGAACACCUCGAGAGGCUAGAGAAACACAACGAGGAGCUGUUGAACUCGUGCUAUGCAAAAUCACAAUGCCAAGGCCAAAGAGACUCAGCACAUGAGGACACAAGAGAGGACAGACUGACGACCAAUCAAACUCACGGCUCAUUUGAGGUCACACAGUGAGAACGCACCCGUAAACACACUUUUUCACUCUUAAAUGCACAUAGAAUCUGUUUUAGUGAUGUCCGCUUCAUAUUUAUUUACUUUUUAUGAAUGUUGAAAUAUUUAUUGUAUAUGAGCAAACAGAUGCUUAACGAGAUAAACUAAGCAUUUGAUUUUGAUCUUUGCUUUACAAUAACUUUUAAGGUCAACGUGAAAUUAAAAUCGACUAUAUUUAUUUUUUAAAAAGACAUUCCUGGUGUUACUGUGAAUGAUUCACCAGUGCUUAUUAUUAUAAAGAAUAAAAGUCUUUUACAAAAUAUAAUAACUUGAUUAACCCUGGUUGUAAACCUGUGAUAGCUAUUCUGGUACAGAACGCCAACUUUUUACCACACAAUCAAUUUAUUUUUGUAUUUUCAGAAAUAUAUUUUGUGAAUAUGCCAUUACCUGAGUGAAAUGAAUUGUGAAUGCUUUUUCAUGUUGAUUUUAAAUAUCCUCUACAGUGGAAUAUAGCUGUAAAAUAUAAAUUAUGUAUUUGAGUCUUUAGAAAUAACACUGUUUUUCAUACUGAUAUAUUAUAAAGAUCAUGCAAAAUA
This is a messenger RNA of Rhinichthys klamathensis goyatoka, 4166 nucleotides long. It is a transcript of the gene plcb4a, whose product is annotated as 1-phosphatidylinositol 4,5-bisphosphate phosphodiesterase beta-4. The transcript has 37 exons. The record is from RefSeq and is a predicted model, not a curated record. The coding region runs from base 31 to 3594 and encodes 1187 amino acids. Gene Ontology annotation, molecular function: calcium ion binding; phosphatidylinositol-4,5-bisphosphate phospholipase C activity. Lineage: Eukaryota; Metazoa; Chordata; Actinopteri; Cypriniformes; Leuciscidae. Gene Ontology annotation, biological process: lipid metabolic process; phosphatidylinositol-mediated signaling.